AAAAAAUAUACAGUCAAAUCCAGAAGCUCAAAUUAGGGACUUGAGCUCAACUAAUCAGAGAUAUGAAACGCUUAAUCCGCCUUCAGAGAACUUUCGAAUCACAUUUACCUAGUAAUUCAAUAAAUAAUUAAAAAGUCAAAAUGGGGAUCGCACGCCAUCAAACCGACAGACAUAUCCGAGGAAAAGAUACCAGUUGAUCUCCUGUCUUCGAGAAGUGAAAUUUACUUACUGUAUAAAUUAUAAGGAAAGAGAAAAUUCAGUACUUUUUUUCGCAAUUCUCAACCUCUUGUUUAUAAUGUCUUCGGUCUCCUGUAAUGUUGACUGUGAUGAACUUGAGAGCAAUGCAGAGAGAGCUGAAGAAAUUGGUAUUGGGAUUGUGGGUGGAGGGCUGGCAGGCCUUGCUCUUGCACUGGCCCUGCAAGAGCGAAAUAUCCCAUGUCAUGUGUUCGAAACUCAUCCACCAUCAAUGAGUGCAGACACAGCCUCCAUUGUUGGCAUUGGCCUCAAUGGCAUAGCCGCUCUUGAAGGAAUCAAGCUUGGUCUCACUACAUAUUUAGCCCAGACUGGGGCUUAUUCCACUAAAGUCAAAUUUGUCACCUUUACAGACAUUGGAGAGUCCACAGUACAAGAAUUUGUUCCAGAGAAGAUAUUGAUCCUCACAUGGAAGUCACUUCACAGAGUUUUGGACAGCUUUGUUAGUAGAUCCAGGAUUUCUCACUCCCACAAGCUGCUGGCCUAUAAGCCUUGCAAGGGUGGUGUUGAGGCCUAUUUUAGGUGCCCCAAAGAGGGUACAGAAGAUCAUAGAAUCAAGGUGGUUCCCUGCAAACUUUUGAUUGGGGCAGAUGGGAUUUGGUCUGCUGUUCGCAAACAGAUGGUUGGGGAUGCUCCCAGAUACCUGAAAAUGCGAACAUGGAGUGCAUUAGUCCAUGAUCCACAUCUCAAGCUGUUUGAUGGGCUUGAUAAAGGAGAUUUCAUUAUGCAAAGAGAAAAAAGGACCAGUACCACCUUCAUCGCAUCUAGUACAGGAGAUUAUACCAUCUGGUCACUUCGAAAGUUGGACCAAAUAGGGGGUAUAGCAGACUCGGUCUCAACAGAACGAACAACCCGUGGAAGCCUUGGCUGUAAACAUCGUGCUUUACAGCAACUUGACGGGAUUGAGUUAUGGGAUGAUCUGCGAAAUGCUAUUGAGGCAACCAGUGAAGAGAUCAUAACAGAAAGGAAGAUAAUGGAUAGAUUGCCACUCAAUAAAUGGAGUGAUGCAGAUGGACAUGUCCUAUUGAUUGGUGAUGCUGCACAUGCACAGUUUGUUGGGCCUGGACAAGGAGCAAUGUCCGCAUUUGAAGAUGUGCAUCAACUCUCUCUUCUUCUUGAAUUGGCAAGUGGGUCAUCAUUUUCAGAGGGAAGCAUUCAAGAGGCUGUUAAAAGGUUCGAGGAGUUGAGAAUUCCGCGCACAAAGAAGAUGCAAGAGUAUGCAUCCUAUUCUACCAUGAUUCCAGAAUUCCAACCGGAGUGGUCUAAACAUUUAACUGCAGAAGAUGGAUUGAAAGUGACUGAGGAGUACAGAAAAUGGGUUGAGGCAUACCCCAACAAACAGCAGGGUGAUCCUGAUUCAUUCUACUUCAAGUAAAUAAUUACAAAAACUUUUGUUUAUCCUGAAUAGUCUAGUUACUAAUCAUAUCAUAGAUAUAUGGUUAUAAUAAUACCUUCAGGAUGUCAUCUCAUUCAACUACACAAUGGUAGAGUAAAAGCAACACAAAUACACAUCAAUCACUAUUGCAAUUGCUCCUUCCUUAUCAGUAGACCGUGGCUGGGAUGUAAAUGAAAAUGGAUUCUUUUAUAGUCCAUUAGACAGGGUCAUAUGUUUUUUUAUCUACAGAAUAUGGAAUUAUUUCAUAGUUCAUAGAAGGACAUCUAACUGUACUGCAAUUGAAACGUAAAUAUACUUUAAUUUCUUUGA
This is a messenger RNA of Cryptomeria japonica (Japanese cedar), 1957 nucleotides long. RefSeq lists its product as uncharacterized. Bases 296 to 1627 code for a protein of 443 amino acids. The record is from RefSeq and is a predicted model, not a curated record. The transcript is spliced from 6 exons. Lineage: Eukaryota; Viridiplantae; Streptophyta; Pinopsida; Cupressales; Cupressaceae. Gene Ontology annotation, molecular function: FAD binding.